Molecule: messenger RNA, 1162 nt
Organism: Hippocampus comes (tiger tail seahorse)
Lineage: Eukaryota; Metazoa; Chordata; Actinopteri; Syngnathiformes; Syngnathidae
Product: netrin-G1-like
Exons: 5
Coding region: 35-1138 (367 amino acids)
Biological process (GO): tissue development; axonogenesis; animal organ morphogenesis
Source: RefSeq, a predicted model, not a curated record
UCCUUAUUUGUUGUCUUUACAGGAGAACCCUUACAUGUGUAACAACGAGUGUGACGCAAGCACCGAGGAGUUGGCUCAUCCGCCUGAGCUGAUGUUUGACUUCGAGGGUCGCAACCCCACCACCUUCUGGCAGUCCACCUCAUGGAAGAAAUACCCCAAGCCGCUGCAAGUCAACAUCACGCUGUCGUGGAACAAGACUAUCGAGCUGACCGAUGACAUCGUGCUCACCUUCGAGUCGGGCCGGCCGGAGCAGAUGGUUCUUGAGAAGUCGCUGGACUACGGCCGGACGUGGACGCCCUACCAGUUCUACGCCACCGACUGUUUGGACGGCUUCACCAUGGAGCCAAAGACGGUCGGCGACCUCACCCAGCGCACCCUGCUGGACAUCAUCUGCACCGAGGACUACUCGCGGGGCUACGUUUGGAAGAACGACAAGACGGUUCGCUUUGAGAUCAAGGACCGCUUUGCCCUGUUCGCCGGGCCUCGCCUGCACAACAUGGCCUCCUUGUACGGUCAGCUGGAUACCACCAAGAACCUGAGGGACUUCUUCACCAUAACCGACCUGAGGAUUAAGCUGCUGAAGCCGGCCACUGGUGCCACAAUGGUGGACGAAAACAACCUGUCCAGAUACUUCUACGCCAUCUCCGACAUUAAAGUACAGGGAAGGUGCAAGUGCAACCUGCACGCCAACAGCUGCGUGUUUGACAAGGGGAAGCUGGGCUGCGAGUGUGAGCACAACACCACGGGGCCCGACUGCAGCCGCUGCAAGAGGCACUACCACGGCCGAGCCUGGAGCGUGGGUUCCUACCUCCCAAUACCCAAAGGAACCGCCAAUAUAUGUAUUCCCAGCAGUCACGGACCUGCGCAUCGAGCAAACGCGUCAUCGCUUGGCGUCGCAAAUCGUAACCAAGCGCGCGUGUGUGACAACGCUAUGCUACGCUGUCAGAACGGUGGCACGUGCCACCACCACCAGCGUUGCCACUGCUCCCCGGGCUUCACCGGUGUCCUAUGCGAGAGGGCCCGCUGCCAGGGCCCCGGCGAGUGUGACAACCAACUGUCGGGACGGGCCACCCGCCGCCAUCUCGCCACUCAGCGUUUUGCCCUCGCCUCGCUGUUGCUGAUUGUUUCUCUUUGCUGAGUUACCAAAACCCCUAAAAAAAAA